Molecule: messenger RNA, 1610 nt
Organism: Drosophila montana
Lineage: Eukaryota; Metazoa; Arthropoda; Insecta; Diptera; Drosophilidae
Product: probable cytochrome P450 313a4
Exons: 7
Coding region: 46-1515 (489 amino acids)
Molecular function (GO): heme binding; monooxygenase activity; iron ion binding
Source: RefSeq, a predicted model, not a curated record
GCCAAACAAACUGUUUGUUUAUAUUCACAAAAACGGUUUUAAGUCAUGUUUUCUAUUGAGUUGUGUAUCAGCUAUUUGCUAGUUUUGUGGAUCUAUUUUCUUUGGAAACGCCGCAAAUUCUAUCAACUAAUGCUGAAAGUGCCCGGUCCAAUGGGCUAUCCCCUAGUUGGCAUAUUGCACAGAUGUGUGGGCCGAAAUGCUCUCUUGAAUGAGUUCGCCGUUGAAAUAGAAAAGCGGGGACCUUUGUGGCUGAGCUGGUUUGGUCCAAUACCCAUGUUCGUUGUCAGUGAUCCACAGACAAUUCAGGAUAUAUUGACAUCGCCGCAUGCCAUAAAUAAGGCGGACAUAGCAUACAGCGUAAUGGAACAGAUUGUCGGAAAUGGAAUAGUUGUUAUCAAAGAUCCCUUGUGGACCGUGCAUCGAAAGAAUUUAAAUCCGGUCUUUGCACACAAUGUUUUGCUCAGUUUUUUGCCCGUCUUCAACGAUGAGACGGCCCUUUUACUUCAGGAACUGGAUGCGUUGGUAGGCAAGGGAGCACAGGACGUAUACGCAAUAUUGAAGAACUUUACGUUGAGAAUUACAACACAAACUACAAUGGGCAGCGAGAUUAAAGAGGACGAAUGUUAUUCAAGUAAUUCCAUAAUGACAAGCUAUGAGAACCUUUUUGAAGCUGGAACUGAAUUGACCAUAUCACCAUGGCUUAAUAACAGAUUAAUGAGCUAUUUCUAUGGCUUUGUGAACAUUGUUAAAGAGGAAAAUGGUAGAAUUCGGCAACGCAUUAAAAUGCUGGUUGACCGCAAACUGAAUACUGAUGGCAUAUCUGACAACAACAACAAUAUAUUCAUUAAGCGGGCCAUUGAUCUGUUCAAAAAGAAGGUCUUCAGCUAUCAGGAUGUCGUGGAUGAGUGUCACACAUUCGUGAUAGCCGCAUUCGAGACAACUGCCAUGACCAUUGGCUACACUCUGAUGCAGCUGGCCAUGUAUCCGCAAUAUCAGGAGAAAGUCUACGAGGAAAUCAAGUCGGCAUUUCCCGCUAGUGGUAACUUUGAAGUUCUCUAUGAAGAUCUAUUAAAACUGGAGUACCUGGACAUGGUGGUACAUGAGAGCAUGAGGCUGGCGCCUUUAAUUCCAAUUAUUGCACGACAACUGUCCCAAGAUUUGAAGCUAACAAAUGGAGUCGUGUUACCUAAAGGUCUGCACACCUCGAUAAGCAUAUUCCACACACACCGCGACAAAAAUAUAUGGGGCCCCGAGGCAGAAAUAUAUAAUCCCGAAAAUUGUAGGGCUCAAAAUUUGCAGGAGAAGCAUUCAUACGCCUAUAUACCUUUCUCAAAGGGCAAGCGCAACUGCAUAGGUUGGAAAUAUGGUUUGAUAUCCCUGAAAAUCACGCUCAUCAAACUAUUGAGAAAUUAUAGAUUUAGCACCAGUUUUCGUGCCCAGGAUUUGAUUCUCGAAAAUAAUAUAUCACUCAAGUUUCAAAAUGCUCCCUUUUUGGAACUAGAGCGAAGGCCUUGAAAAGCUAAGUAAAAAUUUCAUUCUAUAUUCGAGUAGGAUAUUCACUUCCUUUUACGCUCUCUAAAAAUCGAAUAAAUAGUUACUUUAAAAUUUGA